GGUGACGGGUGGGCACACAACUCAAACACCCCAUCAGUGUGUCAGCUGAGAGGGUCGGUGCCAGACGUAGAUCCUGUCCUUGCUAUUACUAGCAACUGGCUAUAAGAGAGAAGGACUUGCCUGGGGUAGACACACUGACAACACACAGUUGCAACUCCGCAGGAGGCAGCGAACUUACCCGCUGCGAUACCUCAAGCUCUAACAAGUCAUUCCGCUCCGUCACUCAGCAGCAGAGACAACACAGACACUAGUGAUGGAGGUGUACAGCUUACAGUUUCUCUUUAUGGGGAUUAUCUUCCUCCUGACAACGGGAGUGGGCCUGGCACCGGUGCUCCUUCGCGGAGUGUCCAAGAAGUUAGUGACUCGUGCUGUGAUUAGGCACCGAAUCCUCUCCUGUGCGUCUUGCUUUGGGGCAGGAGUGUUCAUCUUUGUAUGCUUCAUGGGACUACUUCCCGCCGCGGAUCGCAAGUUUCAUAAUUUUCUGGAGGAACUGGGCCACACGGACGAAAGCUGGGAGGCCUUCGCUGAGUUUCCAUGGGGAUUCUUCGUCGUCAUUUGCGGCUUCCUUAUCAUCUUUACCAUCGAUAAAUUGGUCCAUGUGAUAGAAAACGAGCGCCGUGGAGGCGAAACGAGCAAUGCUACCUCCAGCACCCUCUUGGCCAAAGCCUCCACCGACCCUGCAACACACAACCCAGACCCCGAGAGUAAUGGCGUCCCUCCGCCAGACUACGUCAAGGAGAGUCACGUUGGACACGAGCAUGGCGGUCACGGCGUGCCCACCUCGAUAAUCUUCUUGCUAGCACUGGGUGUGCACUCACUCUUCGAGGGCAUGGCCGUGGGCCUCCAGACCCAGAAGGAGAAAGUAUUAGAAUUUUCAGUCGCUGUGUUGGUGCAUGAGCUUGUUAUGGCAUUUUCCUUCGGCAUGGAGGUCAGUUACAAUACUACGCUGAGUCGGUGGGGCAAGGCUUUAUACGUAAUCAUCUUCACCUCCACCAUCCCGCUGGGCAUCGCUGCCGGGGUGGGUCUGCAGUCAGCCAACUCAGCCUAUAGGGAAAUUGUGUCUGCAGUGCUCGAGGCCUUUGCGACAGGUAUCUUUAUCCACGUGAUAUUCAUAGAGGUUCUGGCCAAGGAGUUCCCGCACCACCACCACCACCACCACCAUCACCACCAUGAUAAUGAGCUGGAGGCAGAAUCCACGAAGACCAAGCCCACCUCCGAGGUGUGCCUUCUGCUGGAGAAGGUGGUGUGCAUCUGCUGUGGCAUAGCGACCCUCAUUCUGCUGAGUGUGUUCAUGCACGCGCACCACUAGCUGCCUCUUCUCUCGCCAGGACAGCCAUUAAAAUGAAACUCAUGCACACUUUUGUUCCUGUUCAGGGGAUGACAAUGCUCCACUGAGAAUACUGACAAAGUCUGUUGUCCCCGAUAAGAUGAAUCGGAGACUAGGACUUAUGGGAAGCAAAAUCCUACGACAAGCGGAUGUAAGGGCUCAUUCCGUUGACGAAGCGUGAUACAUUUACAAGAACAACGGAAGCAAGAUACAAGGACGGAUUAUUCAUUCCUGUGCACAGUAUUCAGGAACAUGUUUCCCUUGCAUUCCCUGCCGCGUCUUGUGCGGGCCGCUGGGCGUGCCCAGGCAGGAGAACAGGCUUAUAGUAUUACAUGUACUUUUAAGAUGACUUCUAGUCUUCCUAUGUCUUGCUUUUGUACAUAUUCUACUUGUCAUGUUUUUGUACAUAUUCAUCCUGUAUUUUGCUUUUGUACAUAUUCUACUUCCUUGUGUACAUGCGUCAGAACAAACUGCACUUGCAAUGAACGAUAAGAAUUUUUUUUUUUUAUUCUUUCUAUUAAUAAAUCUGCUUUUAACCAAAUUUCAGUUAUCUAAAGGAAUACAUCCUUUAAUGAAAUGUAGUAAACAAGUAAACAACAAGUAAACAACAAAUUAGAACAACAAGAAAGUGGACACCUCUGUGAGAGGUGGCAAGGCACAGUGUUCCCACAACACGCUGGUUCCUCUGGUGAUAUCCUUGUCUGCCGCAUUAUCAUUUUCGUUUUUUCUACUGAACGAAAAUAAUUGUUCAGAUAAGUACUUAAGAUAAACUAAUCACAAGAAUUGUGCCUCAAGAUAUUUCUUUGUUUUCCUUCAUAAUAUUUUUAUCUGAUAAUUGUUACUUUUUUGUGCGUAUUAUUCAUUCUCCGUAUCAUUACAAUUAUCACUGCUUAUUAACAUUGUUACUGCAUUCAUUCUCCAUAUCAUUACAAUUAUCACUGCUUAUCAACAUUGUUACUGCUACUACUGUUACUACUACUAUCACCACUACCAUCAUCAUUACCAAUACCAUUACUGUUGUUACUAUUGUAUCUAUUGCUUCUGCUAAUACAGCAUGUAUAUGCAGGAGCCGGCUGACUUCGCUAUUUUAACAUUAAAAAAAAAUAUAUAUAUUUGUAAGAGGGAAUUUUAAUUAGUGUUUGCCACUCUUAUAACAUCGCCGUGUGCGGUGCCUGUGAGCACUUCCAGGUUGAAUUACCUUGACAGUUUAAGAGCAGGAAGUUGUGAAUGGCGUUCAUGCAGACACUUACAAAUAAACCUACCUUAUUGGCGGAGAUUACGUAUUCA
Scylla paramamosain (green mud crab) is the source of this 2614-nucleotide messenger RNA. Its product is annotated as zinc transporter ZIP1-like. Gene Ontology annotation, cellular component: membrane. Bases 254 to 1309 code for a protein of 351 amino acids. Gene Ontology annotation, biological process: zinc ion transmembrane transport. The transcript is spliced from 6 exons. Gene Ontology annotation, molecular function: zinc ion transmembrane transporter activity. The record is from RefSeq and is a predicted model, not a curated record. NCBI's taxonomy places the organism in Eukaryota, Metazoa, Arthropoda, Malacostraca, Decapoda, Portunidae.